Messenger RNA from Suillus plorans, 810 nucleotides. RefSeq lists its product as uncharacterized. The transcript has 4 exons. Gene Ontology annotation, cellular component: ribosome; mitochondrion. Bases 106 to 396 code for a protein of 96 amino acids. Gene Ontology annotation, molecular function: structural constituent of ribosome. Lineage: Eukaryota; Fungi; Basidiomycota; Agaricomycetes; Boletales; Suillaceae. The record is from RefSeq and is a predicted model, not a curated record. Gene Ontology annotation, biological process: translation.
ACCACACCUCACAGCGGAAUUUAGCUUUUCCACCUAAUGUUUCCCACGCUGUAAAGAGUCCAAACAGCAACAUCCCAAACUCAAAACUCGUUAUACUUGCCUACCAUGCCUCCCAUGGCAUUGACCGGAAUCGUCACUAAAGCCGGCUGCAUGCGCAAGACAGCCACUGUCACUGUUUCACGCCAUGUCAUCCACAAAUUAACCGGAAAACGUAUUGAACGAAGCAAAAAGAUCCUAACACACGACGAACAAGAAGUCCUUCGAUUGAAUGAUGCCGUCUUAAUACGAAACUGCCCUCCCAUAUCCGCCCGGAAACGAUUUAAGCUGGAAAAGAUCUUGAAGAGUCCAGAGACAGAGCGGGAUUUGGCACAUAUGCAGGCUGCACAACAGUCGUAGGGGUGUGAUGGCAUCGAGUUAAUGUUUUUCCAUGGUCCAAUCUCUGGUUGACCAAACUUCCAGAGUCUGCAUGGCAUCCUAGACUGCGCUUCGAGUCCUUUCCUUGUUCAUAUUCAUCAUGUAGAGGCGCUCAUUCAAUAAGCAUUCAUUUCAAAUAUAUGUGCUACUAACACGCUUUCGACUGUCCCAGCGUUACUAUGCCCAAAUGAUGCAAAACUUCACGUCUAGAGAGCCCUUGUUUCGAGGGUUCGGUGACAUCGAGGCUGGGUUACUUGAGCUGGUACACUUCACGAAUGGGAAGGAACCGCUUGAGGGCCCGGUCAAGAACGGAAAGCUGAUGGGCUAUCAAUAUCACGUAUCUGAUAGGGUGUAUAUUUAUGCAAUAGCAACAUGUUUGUACUCGUGACUCCCCAA